Aureobasidium pullulans EXF-150 is the source of this 3513-nucleotide messenger RNA. RefSeq lists its product as uncharacterized. The record is from RefSeq and is a predicted model, not a curated record. Gene Ontology annotation, molecular function: protein binding. The transcript has 5 exons. Lineage: Eukaryota; Fungi; Ascomycota; Dothideomycetes; Dothideales; Saccotheciaceae. Bases 1 to 3279 code for a protein of 1092 amino acids.
AUGCUCUCGUUGUUCAGAUCUCGACCGACGGCAUCUCCCACAUCUGUUGCGACCGAUCCCUUGAACAAGGCACUGCAAUCCUUCCAGGAAACCUUGGAUCCAGAGCAAAGAGCAAAGUUGCAGGCCAUCAAAGCAGUCCCGGACGCCCAUGCAGUCGCAGAGUUAACUCAUCAGCUAGAUCAGGAGAACGCCAGGAGAAAGAGUCGCUGCGUAGCUGCGCGUAUUUCACCUCUGCUCGAGUCCCUCCAGCAGUUCUCGGGAAUCGUUGAGACAUUUGUUUCAUCGAACCCGCAGAUUGCGGCGUUGAUUUGGGGCAGUAUUAAGCUUGUGUUGCAGAUUGCAUCUAAUUUCACGACUUACUUUGACAAGCUGUCAUCUUUAUUGAUGACCAUUGGCAAGCGCUGCCCAAGACUCCGCGAAUACCAAUCACUUUACGGGGGUUCCAUUGGUCUACAAAAGGCGCUGAGUAACUUCUAUUCUGUGGUCGUACGCUGUUGUGAGCAAGCGGUCAAAGUGAUUCGUAGAUCAGGAUAUACACAACUGCUCAGAGCUGUGACAGGAUCAUUCACUUCGGAUUUUGAACCGCUAUUGCUCCAGAUCAAUCAAACCAGCGAGGAGGUGGACGAAGCAAUCCACCUGGCCGAAGCAAAGCUGAACCACAAUGAGAGACAACUUCAAACUCUGGAAAGACAAUCAAACGAAAAAUACCGGCGGAUAAUAUUCGCAAACAGCAGACAACGAGAAAAAUCCGAAGCCCAUAUGGCAGCGCAAAUGCAACUAGAUCGGCAAAGAGUCCGCCAGGCCGCCGUGCUUGAUCGUCUGUCAAGUUAUGACCAAAGACUAGCGUUUUGCAGAGCUCGAACUCAGCGGCACGGCUCCACCGGGCAGUGGCUCGUACAAACCAAUCAAUUUAUGGACUGGAUCACCGGAAACGACCCUUGUGUGUUCUGGUGCCAUGGAAAACUUGGCUCUGGAAAGACAGUCAUGACUGGUUAUGUCGUAGAAUACCUGGCUGCGAAGCACAAUCAAGUCUCUGAGAAGAUCGUGUACUUCUUUUGUCAACACGACGAUGAGACCUCCCUAAAAGCAGCGACUAUCCUAGGAUGUCUUGCAAGACAGUGCUUAGACCAAGAUGUUAACACGUUCAACGCGCUUGAGUCUGAAGCUGUGGCCUUGUCGGAAGAUCCUCAGGACAUGAGAAGACUUGUGGAUUUGCUUUGUGCCGUAGUCAAAAGGACAGGUCGCAUCAUCAUUGUCUUUGAUGGCCUUGAUGAGUGUCCAAACAAGGAGAUGAUGUUGGUUCUCAGAGUAUUCCACAACAUCAUGCACCAAAACCCGGCAGGCCUCAAGUUGUAUAUUGCAGGGGAUAGCCGUAUCGCUGAUCUCGUGGGAACGCUUCUGAAUCCGCGUUAUAUAGUGAGCACACACAGUCCCAAAGGAGCAACAGAUCUGCAAGACAUCGUUCAACAGUUGGUGGCUACCAAGAGAGAUGACGGAGAUUUUGUGGUUAGUGACAAUCGAUUGUAUCAGGAAGUUGUUGACGCGUUGUCCGCAGGGACCCAGGGCAUGAUUCUUUGGGUCAAGUUCCAACUCGAGGAUAUCUGCCGACAAAAGACAGACGAAAGCAUUAGGGCAGCACUGAGACAUCUCCCUAGAGAUCUUUCCGAAACUUACGCCAGACUGCUCUCGAGAAUCGACCACGAAGGCAACACUGAUAUAUGUGCCAAAGUAUUCCGAUGGAUGUCUGUGGUCAAGAGACCACUCCAUCUGGAGGAGCUUCGAGAGGCCAUCUCUGUUGAGCCCUGCCAGCCAUGCUUCAAAGCAGAACGCUUGAUCAACAAUAUUAAAGGAUUGCUCCAGUGGUGUCACGGACUCAUCAUGCUAGACGAGCAAGACGACGUCCUGCAUUUCACACAUUCGAGUAUCAAAGAAUUUCUUUGCAGCGAUGCAGCGCAAGAACCCAUGUCCUCAGAUUUUCGUGUAACUCUAAAAGAAGCCGAACUCGAGGUUGGAGCCGUGUGCGUCAUGUAUUUGAGCUUCACGGACUUCAAGACACAACUCAUCAAGCGACCUGCGCAAUCAAGACAGCCGAAACCCAUGAGUCCCAUGAUUAUGGUUGACCAAGCUUUGACAACUAACAGUUCCAACAAGCUUUUAAGUACAGCAAACGUUUUCAUGGGGAGUCGAGUCAAACCUGCGUCCGUGAACGCAAGCAUUUUUCGGCCUCAAGCGAGCAACUCAUCAACCAGGCCGGUAGUAACGUUUCGCUUGUUUUCAUAUGCCGCCUCAUCAUGGCUUCUGCAUACUGCGGAUCUGUCGCCUGAACAAACCUCAUUGUGGUGCUUAUGGAAGGCUCUCGUGGCAGGCAGUAACGAUGCCAUCGAACGACCCUCUCUCCUAUCGUCAAUUGAGCACUGGUAUCAUGUUACCUCGGGAGCAGCUCUACGCAAGUUCAUCUUCUCCGUCAAGCAUCACGCCCUGUUUUACCUUUGCUCAACAGAAUACAUGAACCAAGAUGUCGUGUCUCCACGCUUCCAGGCCCUCUUACUGACAGAGGCACUCAAGGACGAUUGCGCGUCCUUUAUCGAGCCCUUCCUGGAUACCACAGGAUAUGUCGCACGAGCCAUGUGGUUGAAGCAUGCCCUGAUCAUCUCAGAUGACGAUGCGAUCGUGGCAUUAGUACUCUCGGGGAACGAAUGGAACGAGCAACUCACGAUAGGCGAACGUUCGGGUCUCCUGGUCAAAAUGACAUCUUCCCUGCGCCCCAGUUUGUACGGCUCCAGCCAAAAGCUGGUCCAAUUUGAGCUCGACGCAUAUCAUCAGAAUGAGCCAGCGGGUAGAGGUCCGACUCUCAUCGAGACUGUGAUUCGCCAAGGAGAACCAGAAAUUUUGCACGAUCUGUGUCAGAAGACAGCAGAUGCUGGAGUCAGUCUUGACCGGGCAAUAGCAGCUGAAUGUAAGACAGCACUCCAUAUAGCGGUCUUACACGGAAAGACUUGGGCAGUCCGAGAGCUUCUGCAAGCCGGCGCUGAUCCUGACGCUAUGUACAAUCAAGGCCAAACAGCGCUUCAUCUUGUAGCCCAACGGCGGACGUCUCGCGGACAACCCCUAGUAGACCAUGAAUGGGACUCUAGCUUAGAGAUGGCAACACUUUUGCUCGAGGCAGGUGCCGACACGGAUGUAAGAGACCAGAGCGGCAGGGUCGCACUUGAAUGCGCAUCAACUAGCCUGAGGCCCUUGCUGCAAGUUCUAUAUGCGAGAUUGUGUGGGAGCUCGUAGCGUAUCCAGUGCUCAAGUCGAUCAUGGCGGGCGUCGGAGACCAUAGGUAGUUGCUGACAUGUAGUCAAACCAAUGGAGUUUGGACGAGAAACGUGAACAGGUCUCGCAUUGAUGUUCACAGAGAGUUUGGACAUGACAGGUUUGCACUUGCAUGAGGAAUGAGUGAAGCUUCGGCCCGAAGCCCCACCAACCUGACCUCCGACUUCACGUCUGGCCAUCAGUACAUCGUUCUUC